UGUCCAUUCCUACCCCACCCUUCAUUUUGCAGUGCUACGGACCGACCAUGGGUGACUGGAGCUUUCUGGGUAAUAUUUUAGAGGAAGUUAACGAGCACUCUACGGUGAUCGGCCGGGUGUGGCUCACGGUGCUCUUCAUCUUCCGUAUCCUCAUCCUGGGCACGGCGGCGGAGUUUGUGUGGGGUGAUGAGCAGUCUGACUAUGUCUGCAACACACAGCAGCCCGGAUGUGAGAACGUGUGCUACGACGAGGCCUUCCCCAUCUCCCACAUCCGCCUGUGGGUGCUGCAGAUCAUCUUUGUGUCCACACCGUCUCUGGUGUACGUGGGUCAUGCUGUGCACCAUGUCCACAUGGAGGAGAAACGCAAGGAGCGCGAGGAGGCAGAACUCAGCCGGCAGCAGGAGCUGAGCGAGGAGCGUCUCCCUUUGGCACCCGACCAGGGCAGUGUCCGCACCACUAAGGAGACCAGCACAAAGGGAAGCAAGAAGUUCAGGCUGGAAGGCACCCUGCUGAGGACCUACAUCUGCCACAUCAUCUUCAAGACACUGUUUGAAGUGGGAUUCGUGGUGGGCCAGUACUUCCUGUAUGGCUUCCGCAUUCUGCCACUGUACAAAUGCAGCCGCUGGCCCUGCCCCAACACGGUGGACUGCUUUGUGUCUCGCCCCACGGAGAAGACUGUCUUCAUCAUCUUCAUGUUGGCUGUGGCCUGUGUCUCUCUCUUCCUCAACUUUGUGGAGAUCAGUCACCUGGGCCUGAAGAAGAUUCGCUUUGUCUUUCGCAAGCCAGCUCCAGCCCCGGCCCAAGGCGAGGGCUCGGCUCCCCUGCCCCCACAGGUUAAGAGCCUGCCGUCGCUGGCUGUGCCCUCCCUGCAGAGAUCGAAAGGUUACAGGCUGCUGGAGGAGGAGAAAGCUCCCCCUAUAACUCACCUCUAUCCAUUGGCGGAGGUGGGCAUGGAGGCUGGAAGAGGGGCUGCACCCUACCAGGGGCUCGAGGAGAAGGCGGAGGAGGUGCUGCCCAUGGAGGACAUCUCUAAGGUGUAUGACGAGACUCUUCCCUCCUACGCCCAGACCACUGAGACAGGGGGGGUGACAUUACAUGAGGAGGAGGAGGUCGAGGAGGUGCAGCCAGCGGAGGUGGAAGCAGAGAAGGUGGAGGGUGCUGUGGAAGAGGAUGUGGAGGUAGAAGAGGCAGUGAACGGGGAGGGGGUGACCCCAGUGGAGCCAGGGAUGGAGGCCACGGAUACGAUAGAAGACACUAGACCGCUGAGCCGACUGAGCAAAGCCAGCAGCAGGGCCAGCUUAGGCACUGACUUUCAAUCCCACUCAGACAGCAACAUACUGCAAAUGCAGCAUGUGGCUGCACAUGGUGCGGGUGGUAUGAAGGAUUUUCCUAAAUAUCUGAGUAUCAGUUGGACCUUUGCUCUGAUAUGCUGCAUGUUCCCAAUUUUCUCACCAGCAGGUGGAAAGACCAUAUCAGCUAUGGUGGGCAGCAGAGUGGUCCUGCACUGUGGUAACAAGUCAAAUAUCACAUUCUCUCAGCUGACAUGGAAAAUGAAUGGACUGACUUUCUUGAGCUUGAUCCCACAGAAAUCAUUUUACAUCGAUCCAAAAGCUCAGAACCUCACUAUGAAUAUUUCUGAGUCAAAGAGUCAAAUGUAUGCAUUGAUCAUAGAGAAAGCCCAGAUGUUUCAUACAGGAAACUACACCUGUGAGAUCAACACGGAUGCAGGACCAUGGGAACAUAAGUCUGAGCUGAUAAUUACAGAGUUUCCCCUCAAUUCGGAAGGUGAAAAUUGGAAUAAACUAGUAAUUGCUGCAGCCGUGGGUGUUUCCUGUGUGUGCUGCCUGGUCUUUAUAAUUGCUUUGACCGUCCUUCAAAGAUCCUGCAGACAUUGUGCAGGAACUAGCAUUCAUUCUCCCACUGCAGAAAUGCAGGAGCAAACAGAAGAGAUCUAUGAAAACUGCCUGGCACUCGAUGUUAAUCAACAACACGGCUAUAAUGAACCGCACUGCCACUAUAUCAGGGCUCGCUGAUAUGAAGUGUAGUCCAAAAACACAAAAGUGGUGGGGACUGAAAAAGGAAACAAGUAUAGCAAGUAGGCAAAUGUGUUUGUGAAACUGCUCUCAAUAUUUCACGGCAGUAACCAUCUUUUCCAAAGUAGAACCACAUGUUAAAAAACAGUUUGUUCACAUCCGUUUUUUUAUAAGUGUAUGUAUAAUUCUUAAACUGUAUAUAAAUGUGCUCAAUAAAUGUGGUGUCUUUAA
Messenger RNA from Scatophagus argus, 2264 nucleotides. RefSeq names its product gap junction alpha-8 protein-like. Gene Ontology annotation, biological process: cell communication. Lineage: Eukaryota; Metazoa; Chordata; Actinopteri; Scatophagidae. Bases 48 to 2033 code for a protein of 661 amino acids. The record is from RefSeq and is a predicted model, not a curated record. The transcript has 8 exons. Gene Ontology annotation, cellular component: connexin complex.